Caenorhabditis angaria is the source of this 321-nucleotide messenger RNA. The record is from the annotation of a GenBank genome assembly. NCBI's taxonomy places the organism in Eukaryota, Metazoa, Nematoda, Chromadorea, Rhabditida, Rhabditidae.
AUGAUCAGGCGUAACUUCAUAUUUAUUUUUAUAAUUAGUUUUGCAAUCGCCGAUGAUUUCAUGUUGUUCAUUGUUUUUCAACAGAAGAUUCCUCAAAACUCGAAAUGUUCUAAAUAUUUCUGUGCAACUCCUCCAGGAUAUAGAACUUAUGAGAUAGCACAUACUUGUUUUUACGGCGCAUUGAGUUACACAUUGUCAAUUGUACUUUGUGUAAAAUUAUUCAAAUCAAUGCCGAUUAUAGAAGACGCUAGAAGAGUUAAUAAAAAACGUGAUAUUUUUCAAACUUUUAAAAUUUCAGUUGAACGUGCUUUGUGUUACUGA